Truncatella angustata is the source of this 1592-nucleotide messenger RNA. RefSeq lists its product as uncharacterized. Lineage: Eukaryota; Fungi; Ascomycota; Sordariomycetes; Amphisphaeriales; Sporocadaceae. The record is from RefSeq and is a predicted model, not a curated record. The coding region runs from base 159 to 1505 and encodes 448 amino acids. The transcript has 2 exons.
ACCCUCCCCAGGAACCCUCACGCUUAUUCGUUCCGAGUUACACUUCGCGAAUAAAUCCAACCACGCCCUCCCAUCAUCAUCAUCAUCUUCAUCUUCAUCGUCAUCAUCAUCGCCUUUCUCGGCCGCCGUUGAAGGCGUGCCACAGCAGCACCGACGCCAUGCUGCGCUUGUUACGAACAAAGCCGGGCCACUUCCGCCCGGGCCUACUCCAGCGCCUUCAGACAAGGCCUAGCACCAGACGGCAACCCGAUCCCGAUCAAAUACAACUUCAAAGGGUGAAAGUGCGGAGGAAAUGGUUCAGGCCAUGGGCUUUCGCCGGCGCCUUCGUCGUAUACUACACCUGCUACCAGCUCUACACCACAUCCGUCUUCGGUGUGCUGGGCAAGUGGUUGGACCAGGAGUUUGCGAAAAUGUCCCCCAAGGAGCGGAGGAAACUCGAAAAGGAAUUGGCAGAAGAAGACACAGCUCUAUAUAUCCCGCUGCCCGGCACCACCAAGCUCGUCGAAUCCCCGCCAUACAAGGGAACCGAUCCCGAGUGGAAGCAGUUCGCCAAGUUGAGCAGGGAUCCCCAGAAGAUCCAGAGCAUCAAGGCCUCCCUCGCCGAGUACUGCAAGAAGGCCAUCGAGAAGCACCCGCAAAUCAGCCACGAUUUCGGCCCAGAGUGGAAAAUAACAAGGGCUUGGCUCGACGUCGCUUAUCCCCAAAGGCCCCCGCCCGCUUUCGAACGACAAGCGUUGUGUUGGGACGAGGACAGCCUGUCGGUUGUUUCCCAGCCAGUCGACUCCGACACAGUCUUCAAGCUGGAGCGCACUCUGAUGCCUACUGCCAUGACUUUGUCCAUGUGGAGUUUUAGCGUCGCUCUCGCAAAACACAACUUCUACAAUGUAGCCAAGCAAUUCGGAUACGAGCCAAGGGCCGAACAGGUCGCCACUGUCCAACAGACACUCGACAGGAUACGCCAGCAUAUGGAGAAGCCCCCUUCAUCGAGGACGCCAGGAUCGGUCUCAGACCCAACAUCUCUAGAUGCAAAGCCUGACACAAAAGACGAAAAGGCCAUGGGUCCAACAAAAAGACAGACCGCCGACGGCUCCACAGAUUCUGCUCCCUCACCGCCACCGUCGUCAGGAGAGAUGUCUGAUUCCACCACCGGUGGCAGGUUUCCAGGACCCAUCAGCCCUUUUUCAAAAUCUCAAGAGUCAGCAGACGGCAAACAGCCCAGUGCUAAAGACGUGCAUGGUGUUCGAGAGGUCUCGGGGCACACUGCUGGCGCAUGGCAAGCCCUUCGACAGAAAUGGCAGCAAGUCUGGAAGCCAAAGAAACCCUUUCCACCUCGGGGUUCGGUCAAAUUUAGCGGUCUUGUUGAAGUAGCAAGUCCUAAAGCAUCCCUUGUGGUGGACGUGCUGGCCUGGUACGACCCAAAGACAAAUUCUGUGGACGGCAAGACGUUGAGAUUGGCGUUGAGGGCCAUUAAACCUCGGCAAAUGAGCCCUGCGCCGUCCAGGUGAACGUCUUUCAAGUAUCUGGAGCGCGUUUGACGGAAGGGGGGAAAAAACAAACACUUGAGAGCCAGUAAUAAGUAUUUAUCUGGUGCA